Drosophila novamexicana is the source of this 1689-nucleotide messenger RNA. Its product is annotated as mucin-2-like. Gene Ontology annotation, cellular component: extracellular region. Bases 1 to 1689 code for a protein of 562 amino acids. The record is from RefSeq and is a predicted model, not a curated record. Gene Ontology annotation, molecular function: chitin binding. The transcript is spliced from 2 exons. Lineage: Eukaryota; Metazoa; Arthropoda; Insecta; Diptera; Drosophilidae.
AUGAGAGCACAUUACGUCCUGUUGGCCUCCUUGUCCCUGCUGAUUGUCGCCACCGGAGCCGCCAAUAUUAGAUCAACGGCUGGCAAGGACCUCUAUCGUCGCGUUGUCUGCACCAAUAAGCCGAAUGGCUUCCGUGCCCUGCAGCCCGGCAGCUGCUCGGUGUACUACGAGUGCGUUGGUGGUGUCGCUGUGCAGAAAGCCUGUGCCCGUUUCUUUGACUCCAAGAGCCAGCAAUGUGUCAACUACAAUACGGGCUGUACCGAGGUGUUGCAGUUGACGGACACGAAAGCUAUUGGCGGCAGUGCGGUGACAGCAGCACCUUGCGACACCACCACACCGCCGUGUGAAGAAACAACAACCACAAGUUGUACUCCGCCAACUACCACGACGUGCAGCACCACCACAGCUUCAACAACCACUUGCACGACACCAACAACAACCACAAGCACCACGACUACUACUAAAACAACUACAACAACAACCACAACAACAACCACCACUACAAAGACAACUACUACUACAACAACUACUUGCACCACACCAACAACAACCACUUGCACCACAACAACAAGCACUACAACAACAACAACUACUACUACAACAACCACCACAACUACAACCACCACAACUACAACCACCACAACUACAACAACCACCACAACAACAACAACUACUACUACAACAACCACCUGCACCACACCCACAACAACUACUUGCACUACAACAACAACCACCACAACAACAACCACUACUACAACAACCACGACUACUACUAAAACAACAACAACAACCACUACUACAACAACAACAACCACUUGCACCACACCCACAACAACCACUAGCACCACAACUACUACCAAAACAACUACAACAACAACCACAACUACUACUACAACAACCACUUGUACCACACCAACAACAACCACCACUACAACAACAACCACCACAUCAACAACAACAACCACUACUACAAAAACCACUACAACAACAACAACCACUUGCACCACACCCACAACAACCACUAGCACCACAACUACAACAACCACCACAUCAACAACAACAACCACAACAACAACCACUACUACAAAAACCACUACAACAACAACAACCACUUGCACCACACCCACAACAACCACUAGCACCACAACUACUACCAAAACAACUACAACAACAACCACAACUACUACUACAACAACCACUUGUACCACACCAACAACCACUACUACAACAACUACUACUUCAACAACCACCACUACAACAACAACCACCACAUCAACAACAACAACCACUACUACAAAAACCACUACAACAACAACAACCACUUGCACCACACCCACAACUACCACUAGCACCACAACCACUACCAAAACAACUACAACAACAACCACAACAACAACAACCACUUGCACGACAUCAACAACAACCACUACAACAACAACGACUACUACAACAACAACAACUACCACAACAACAACCACAACAACAACAACCACAACAACAACCACUACUAAAACAACAACUACUACUACUAAGCCAACAACAACCACAACAACGACUUGCACGACACCAACAACAACCACUUGCACCACACCGAAAACAACACCAUGCACAACUCCACCAACAACCCCAAGCACCACCCCUGAAAUCACAACUUGCACAACACUGACAACUACCGCAUGUGCAAAGUGA